AUGAAGCAAGCAAUGAAAUGCACCCUCCAAAACAAAAAAAGUGCUAAGAAAAAGAAAAUAGAAUACGACAAUCCAAUGGUAAAGAGUGCAUAUGAACUUUUGAAGAAAACAGCGGACAAUGAUGACCCGUACACAAGUUAUGGAUUGCAUAUUGCCAACGAACUAAAAAAAUACGAUAAAGCCACAAAAUUGAAAGAAAUUGACCCAUCGGCCAACGCCGCGUCUGCAAAAAAAAAGAUAGAAAAUCUUAGAAUUUCUUAUAUACGGGAAUCCAAGAAGGAACAACAAAUAGGCCGGACGAAUCAAAAAAAGCUGACAAGAGAACGCAACAUCGAAAUUAAAAAAGAAAAACUAAUAGAUGCAGCAAAUGAUUUAUUAACGAACAGAAGGGAAACUAAUGCAUUCGGAGUAUAUGUGGGCAAGAAAAUGGAAGAAAUACCUGCUGGUGCCAGACCUCGCUGA
Molecule: messenger RNA, 462 nt
Organism: Parnassius apollo (apollo)
Lineage: Eukaryota; Metazoa; Arthropoda; Insecta; Lepidoptera; Papilionidae
Source: the annotation of a GenBank genome assembly